Ceratotherium simum simum (southern white rhinoceros) is the source of this 1056-nucleotide messenger RNA. It is a transcript of the gene GPR26, whose product is annotated as G protein-coupled receptor 26. Gene Ontology annotation, cellular component: membrane. Gene Ontology annotation, molecular function: G protein-coupled receptor activity. NCBI's taxonomy places the organism in Eukaryota, Metazoa, Chordata, Mammalia, Perissodactyla, Rhinocerotidae. Gene Ontology annotation, biological process: adenylate cyclase-activating G protein-coupled receptor signaling pathway. The record is from RefSeq and is a predicted model, not a curated record.
GGGUUGCGGGCCCUGAGCGCGGGCGGCGGGCGCGCACCAUGAACUCGUGGGACGCGGGUCUGGCGGGGCUGCUGGUGGGCACGAUGGGCGUCUCGCUGCUGUCCAACGCGCUGGUGCUGCUCUGCCUCCUGCACAGCGCCGACAUCCGCCGCCAGGCGCCGGCGCUCUUCACCCUCAACCUCACGUGCGGCAACCUGCUGUGCACCGUGGUCAACAUGCCGCUCACGCUGGCCGGCGUCGUGGCGCAGCGGCAGCCGGCCGGGGACCGCCUGUGCCGCCUGGCCGCCUUCCUCGACACCUUCCUGGCCGCCAACUCCAUGCUCAGCAUGGCCGCGCUCAGCAUCGACCGCUGGGUGGCCGUGGUCUUCCCGCUGAGCUACCGCGCCAAGAUGCGCCUCCGCGACGCUGCGCUCAUGGUGGCUUACACGUGGCUGCACGCGCUCACCUUCCCCGCUGCCGCGCUCGCCCUGUCCUGGCUCGGCUUCCACCAGCUGUACGCGUCCUGCACGCUGUGCAGCCGGCGGCCGGACGAGCGCCUGCGCUUCGCCGUCUUCACGGGCGCCUUCCACGCGCUCAGCUUCCUGCUCUCCUUCGUCGUGCUCUGCUGCACAUACCUCAAGGUGCUCAAGGUGGCCCGCUUCCACUGCAAGCGCAUCGACGUGAUCACCAUGCAGACGCUCGUGCUGCUCGUGGACAUCCACCCCAGUGUGCGGGAACGCUGUCUGGAGGAACAGAAGAGGAGGCGGCAGCGCGCCACCAAGAAGAUCAGCACCUUCAUAGGGACCUUCCUUGUGUGCUUCGCACCCUAUGUGAUCACCAGGCUGGUGGAGCUGUCCUCCACGGUGCCCAUCGGCUCCCACUGGGGAGUGCUCUCCAAGUGCUUGGCCUACAGCAAGGCCGCGUCCGACCCCUUCGUGUACUCCUUACUGCGACACCAAUACCGCAAAAGCUGCAGAGAGAUUCUCAACAGGCUCCUCAACAGGCGCUCCCUCCGCUCCUCGGGCCUCACAGGAGACUCCCACAGCCAGAACAUCCUGCCGGCCUCCGAGUGAAGGA